AAAUUCUCACAGUAAUAUUCCGCUGCCUCUGAUUACGUAUACUAUCUCUUAACAUCAAGCUGAGGAGGAAGACACACAAAUUUGGAUAGGUUUCUUUAAGGAUUUUUGCACAGCUUUGGUAGCGGUUUAUUCCACCAGUUCGCAGUGCAAGUGGGCAAGAUCUGGUUGAUCAGGAUCCAGUUCGUACCUCGUUCAGUCUGCCAGUUCUUUUGGGCCGGUUUUCCCUGAAAAUUGAAUCGUGUAAAGUCCGCAGUACGAAAUGGCCAGCUGUCUCAAGCUGAUUCAAAGAAAAGGCCCGUUAGUUGUAGGCAUUCAGACAAGAUGCAUACACCAAACGCUCGUAGUCAACACUGCUGCAAUGAGCAAGUUCGAUGUAGCAGAGCUUCCUUAUAACAAACUGGAACAAAAACUGGAUGUUGUACGAAAAAGGUUGAAUCGACCUUUAACCCUAUCAGAAAAGGUUUUGUACUCUCAUCUCGAUGAUCCGAAAAAUCAGGAGAUUAAGAGAGGUGAAUCUUACUUGCGACUUAGGCCCGAUAGGGUGGCUAUGCAAGAUGCCACGGCCCAAAUGGCAAUGUUGCAGUUCAUUUCUUCUGGACUUCCUAAAGUUGCUGUACCUUCAACAAUCCAUUGUGAUCAUUUGAUUGAGGCGCAAGUGGGAGGAGAGGAGGACUUAAAAAGGGCCAAAGACCAAAAUGAGGAAGUUUAUACAUUCCUCAAGACUGCCGGUGCCAAAUAUGGAGUUGGCUUCUGGCAUCCUGGUUCAGGCAUCAUCCAUCAGAUACUCCUAGAAAAUUACUGUUUUCCUGGACUCCUCAUGAUUGGAACUGAUUCUCACACGCCCAAUGGCGGUGGGCUGGGUGGCCUUUGCAUUGGUGUUGGUGGUGCUGAUGCUGUGGAUGUAAUGGCUGACAUUCCUUGGGAACUGAAAUGUCCAAAAGUUAUUGGUGUAAAACUCACUGGUUGUUUGAAAGGAUGGACCUCGCCUAAAGAUGUUAUCCUUAAAGUGGCGGGUAUUCUCACCGUCAAAGGUGGCACUGGUGCUAUCAUUGAGUACCAUGGACCUGGAGUUGAUAAUAUUUCUUGUACAGGAAUGGGUACAAUUUGCAACAUGGGUGCUGAAAUUGGAGCAACUACUUCUCUUUUCCCAUUCAACGAUAGGAUGGUCAGCUACUUAGAAGCCACUGGGAGAAAAGAAAUUGCCGAUCAAGCUAAGAAACACACAAGCUUACUUACACCUGAUGAUGAUGCUCCUUAUGAUCAAUUAAUUGAACUUGAUCUUUCUACAUUGCAACCACAUGUAAAUGGUCCAUUCACUCCUGAUUUGGCCCAUCCCAUUUCAAAAUUAGGUGAAAAUGCUAAAAAAGCAGGCUGGCCUUUGGAUAUUAGAGUAGGUUUGAUUGGCUCAUGCACAAACUCAAGUUAUGAAGAUAUGGCUAGGUGUGCUUCUAUCGCCAAAGAAGCAUUGGCACAUGGCAUCAAAUCAAAAAUACCAUUCAACGUGACUCCUGGUUCAGAGCAAGUCAGGGCUACUAUUGAGAGGGAUGGCAUUGCACAAGUUUUUCGCGAUUUUGGUGGUACUGUACUUGCAAAUGCCUGUGGGCCGUGCAUAGGUCAAUGGGACAGGAAGGAUGUCAAGAAGGGUGAAAAGAAUACCAUUGUCAACUCUUACAACAGGAAUUUCACUGGUCGUAAUGAUGCCAAUCCGGCAACCCAUGCAUUUGUCACAUCUCCUGAACUUGUCACAGCACUUUCACUCAAAGGAACUUUGGACUUCGAUCCAAUGACUGAAACUCUGACAGGAAAAGAUGGCAAGGAAUUCAAACUGUCCGACCCGUUUGGACCAGAACUUCCUGCCAAAGGUUUCGACCCUGGUGUUGACACUUAUCAAGCACCUCCAUCCGAUGGCAGUACUGUCACUGUCAGUGUUGAUCCAAAAAGUAAUCGUCUUCAACUCCUUGAACCAUUUGACAAAUGGGAUGGGCAGGAUUUAGAAAAUAUGACUAUACUCAUUAAGGUAAAAGGAAAGUGUACAACUGAUCAUAUCUCUGCAGCUGGACCGUGGUUGAAAUACAGAGGCCAUCUUGACAACAUUUCCAACAAUCUUUUCCUUACAGCAACAAAUGCUGAGAAUGGAGAGAUGAAUAAGGUGAAGAACAGGCUGACAGGAGAGUGGGGUACUGUGCCAGAUGUUGCUCGCGCUUACAAGGCUAAAGGUGUCAAAUGGGUUGCUUUUGGUGAUGAGAAUUAUGGUGAGGGCAGCUCACGAGAACAUGCCGCUCUUGAGCCAAGACAUCUUGGCGGUAGGGCUAUCAUUGUGAAGUCGUUUGCGCGAAUCCACGAAACAAACUUGAAAAAGCAGGGUCUCCUUCCACUCACCUUCUCCAACCCUGCUGACUAUGACAAAGUUAAGCCUGAAGAUAAAGUCUCACUUGUUAACCUCAAUGAUCUUUCUCCUGGGAAGCAAGUGAAAUGUAUUCUUAAACAUGCGGAUGGUUCUACUGAUGAAUUGAUGCUUAAUCACUCACUAAAUGGACAGCAAAUUGAAUGGUUUCAAGCUGGUAGUGCCCUUAACAGGAUGAAGGAGCUUGCUAAUUCACAAACCAUGCCACACUUAUAUUUCUGCUGAAUCAAGAUUAAAGAUAAUGAAGAAGUGUCUUGAGAAGAGAAAGAAGAAUGGCAGGCGAUAAUUGUGUCAAGUUAACCAAACCUCAUGUGCUGACCAAAGUCACCUAAAUUGUGUUUUAUAAAAUCUGACCAAGUGACAGUUAAAUAAAGGACCACAUUUAAAAAGGGAUUUAAAAGAAAUGUUACUAAAGGUGAAGCUGUGUGUCACAGAAAACAGAGGAUGAAAAAUUUUGAUAAUACAGUAUUUUUAAAAUCAAAUAUAUCACUCUAAAAAUUAUUGAA
Cimex lectularius (bed bug) is the source of this 2910-nucleotide messenger RNA. Its product is annotated as probable aconitate hydratase, mitochondrial. Gene Ontology annotation, cellular component: cytosol; mitochondrion. The coding region runs from base 260 to 2629 and encodes 789 amino acids. The transcript has 17 exons. NCBI's taxonomy places the organism in Eukaryota, Metazoa, Arthropoda, Insecta, Hemiptera, Cimicidae. Gene Ontology annotation, molecular function: 4 iron, 4 sulfur cluster binding; aconitate hydratase activity. The record is from RefSeq and is a predicted model, not a curated record. Gene Ontology annotation, biological process: tricarboxylic acid cycle.